CAGUAGCAAGUCUAGUUGCUAAAAGCCACAAUAUCAAGCAUGCGUUUCCUGGUAGUCUUGGCCUGCCUGGUGGCCGUUUGUGCCGCCGGCACUCUGCCCAACAAGGUGGAGCAGCGUCUUUUGGAGCUGGCGGAUGAGAAUGGUGACAUCGAUCUGUUCGAGGAGCCCCAAGAGGGAGUUGAAGUUGCCCCCCAGUUCAUUGUGUCCUGGCAGGCGCGUCGCUUCAUCCGCAAACUCCAGAAAAAUAUGGAGUGCGGAUGGCCGCAGUACGGCAUCCCAGUGCUGGCCCCUCUGCGCAUCGAGGAAAUCGAUCUGGACUUCAAGAAGGGCAUCUUCGAGACCGUUAACAAUGUGUUCCACCUGAAGGUCGCCGGUCUGGAUGACUUCAAGAUCCAGAAGUUCAAGCUGAACGUGAUCACCAGCAAGGUGACCUUUGAUUUCCUGUUCAAGAACAUCGAUACCACCGCCCAGAAGUACAGCACCGAUACCCUGAUCGAUGCCCUGCGUCAGUUGGGUCUUUCCGUGGAGUACGAGGGCAACGGCGAGCUGUUGUUCGACCUGGUCAACCUGCGCAUUGCCGGCACCCUCAAGUACAAGCUGCCCAUGCUGUGGGGCUCCGCCAAGAUCACCUCCCUGAAGACCACCAUCUCGCUGGAGUCCGUACAGUCGGACAUCACCGGAUUCAUGGGCAACGGCAAGGUUAACCGUGCCAUCAACAGCCAGCUGGAGAACAUCGUGGUGAAGGCGAUUAAUGGCAACCAGGCUGCCAUUUCCGAGACCAUCGAGAAUGCUAUCGUGCCGCGAGUCAACAAAAUGCUCAAGGGCAAGGACUUCUGGACUGUCGUCGAUCUGAUCCUGUCCAGCAGCGAUGGUGAGAGCGAGGACGAUCCGAUUGUCGCCGAUUGCGAUCCCUCUGCCGAUCCCUGGGCCUAAGUGCAGACUCAGAGACGGUCGUGAAUAAAUACUUGUCGAUAUAUUCAA
Messenger RNA from Drosophila takahashii, 981 nucleotides. RefSeq lists its product as uncharacterized. NCBI's taxonomy places the organism in Eukaryota, Metazoa, Arthropoda, Insecta, Diptera, Drosophilidae. The record is from RefSeq and is a predicted model, not a curated record.